CAUGAGACAUGCUGAUACGACACAUAUCUUAAACACGCUCGACCCAUAAUAAUAGAAGUGUUGGUAAUUGGUAGAUCAACAUAUUCAAAAGCCCACAAACUUUACGUCUCUUUCACUUAUUUCACUAGCCCUUCUCAUAAAACGGUGUCGUAGUAAGCAACUUUCUGAAAUUCAAGCAUACUUUAAUUUCACUGAACUCAAUUUCGAAGUUGAAAAUGGCGGGCUAAUCUUUCUCACUUUCUCUCUCCUCUCUCUUCCAACCUCCCAUGGCUUCCUUCCAUAACAGAGCAGAAGGAACUGUACUCUCAAAGUUAUCCGAGCUUCGAACAGUUUGCAACAAAGAUAUCGAAAUUCACCACCAAAAUACUGACUCAAUUUUCGCCUCUUUUGGGAAUUUCCUACAAUCACAACGAUCCAAAGCUGAAUUAACUGUUCAUAAUCAUGUGAAAUUAGGGAAACUCAAAGUUGAAUUAAGAGAAUUGGAGGAUGAAUUGGUCAGAGCUUUGGCAGUUAAGACACGGAAUGAGGUCAAGCGGAUUGCAAUAACAGACUCCCUUUCUGAAACGAUUGUAAAAGCGGAUGAGCUUCAAAAAAUUGUACAAGAUCAAGCAGCUAGAAAAGAUGAGUAUGCUUCCAUCCUAUCCGAACAGUCAAAAGCUAUUGCUGAAUCUGAAGAGAAUAGUCGGGAAGCUUCUAGGAGCAGAGAAGAAAUACAAGAGGCAUUUAAAUGGUACAACAGGAUACUUGGUUUCCGUAUUGAUGGAGGACAUGGUGUUACAUUCACAUUUACUAGCGUCAACAAAAAAUGUCCAGCUGAGGAGUAUUCUUUCACUGUUCGCCAUGCAAAUGAAAAAUAUACUUUGCUUGGUUCUAAGCCACACUUGAAAGAUAUUGAAGAGCUGGUCCAUGAAUUAAAUAAGAGCAAUGGCCUAUUCAGAUUUGUUAGAAUUAUGAGAGAAAAAUUCCAGACUACAUCAUUAGGGCCAGUGUCUCACUUCAUAUAUCAAGAUCAAGAUUGUACCAGUAUCUCAUUAUCUGCUCCAGUUUCCUUAGGUUCAAUUUGUAGCAGAAGUAAAUCGCCACUACCACUUAGAGAAGUCAAUGGAGAGACUAAAAAACUUGAUCAUGGAUAAGGCACCAAAUCACCUCAUCUCUUCCUAUCUCCUCGACGCUCACCUCGUCUUUUGGGUUAAAAACCUAGAGAAGGAUGAACACACAUAUGCUGUCCCCAGAAACUGGGGAAAACGUAAUUUAUGGGAAGGAAUAUUAACUGCUAUGUUACGUGGUAACAUUGGGCAGAUUUGCUUGACAGGUUGUGUGAAGCUUAGUCUAGUUGUAUUUACUAUUUAGUAUAGCUAAUUGUAUUUACGUGGUAAUCCUUUUUGCAAAUUUUCUUCUGAAGAGUGGAGACCGCAGCUGCUGCCAAGAUGUUUUUAAGUCCUUCAACUCCUUUUGUGCUGAGGGUUGUAAGUUGAGUUCCAUUUUGUGUAAAUAUUUUGUCAUAUGAUGUGCCUUCUGUUUCUUCUACUUUCCUGCAGUCCUGCCCUUAGUUUUGAGCACUAGGAUUCUUACACUCGAUGGACAUAGCGACAUAAGUUAAGACAUACUGUAAUAUUCUUUAGAUUUGGAGUUUAUUACGGUAAUAUUUAUUGUGUUAGGAGUUAUUAAUUGUUGACGGUAAUAAUACAAGUAGUCUUUUUCAAGCCGAACAUGGUGAAUAAUUGAUUGCGAUGAACAAAAUAUAGCAUGAGUUGCUCUACAAAAAGGUUAAAAAACUUUCAAGUAGAAGUAGUAAAAGAAAGUACUCCGUAAAUAAAUAAAAAAAUUAAAAAACAAACUGCUAGUACCACGUCUUACCUUCUCGAUCUUUCCUUUUU
Chenopodium quinoa (quinoa) is the source of this 1877-nucleotide messenger RNA. Its product is annotated as probable kinetochore protein SPC25. The transcript is spliced from 8 exons. Gene Ontology annotation, cellular component: Ndc80 complex. Gene Ontology annotation, biological process: chromosome segregation. Bases 267 to 1133 code for a protein of 288 amino acids. NCBI's taxonomy places the organism in Eukaryota, Viridiplantae, Streptophyta, Magnoliopsida, Caryophyllales, Amaranthaceae. The record is from RefSeq and is a predicted model, not a curated record.